Messenger RNA from Perca fluviatilis (European perch), 922 nucleotides. RefSeq lists its product as uncharacterized. The record is from RefSeq and is a predicted model, not a curated record. Lineage: Eukaryota; Metazoa; Chordata; Actinopteri; Perciformes; Percidae. Bases 92 to 763 code for a protein of 223 amino acids. The transcript has 4 exons.
GAAGAGAAGCGGAAGUAAACAACAACAGAAGCAGCAGCCAGCAGCGUCUUUAGCAGGAGGUGAGAUCUCUGCUGUCUGUGAUGUCACCGUGAUGUCGUGGGUGAAGCAGCGGUACCGUGACAUCGCCCCGGUGACGCUGCAGGUGGCGGGCGGGGCCGUGAGCGCCGCUCUGUACUGCGGCGAGCCAGAGGGCCUGUCGGGGGGGCUGGUGGAGUCCUUCCUGGUGGAGCUGUACCGCUGUAAGCUCUGCCAGUUCACCUGCAGCCUGAAGGCCUCGGUCAGCAGCCACCUGCGCAAACACCUCACCUACCUGGGCGGGGAGGGGGGGGGCGGGGCCCAGGACGGCCCGGGGGGAGCCCAGGAUGGCGUGGGGGGGGCCGGGCCGUAUACACUGGAGCUGAACCAAGAGGAAGAGGAGGAGAAACGCAGCGACGAAGACGAAGACUUCCUGCUUUACAACAUGCUGGACGAUAUGAGCCCGCCCACCUGUGACAUCAGCAGUGAGGGAGGGCUGCAGGUCGCACACACCUGUGAGGUGAGCACUCUGUUCGAGGAGGAGGCGGCCAUCUUCCCUCUGAAGGGGAGGUCAGGUGACCUGUCCUGUCCCAUGGACCCCCCCGCCACCCAGGAGCAGAUGGCGCAGUCCGCUCACCUCAUGACUCUGGGGCUGUGUCGUAUCUCAGCCGCCAAACCCUGCUCCUCCUCCCAACCCCUCCCCCCCCAACAAGACGCCCCACGCCCCCCCGAUGCCGCCUGCCGCUGAGGGGGGGGCACUGCAGGUCGCCAGACGCCGGAGGACCAGGGACGCACACACACGGGACCAGAAGAAGAAGAAGAAGAAGACGUUCAGGAGACAACAGACCCCCUCAGACGGAUGGAGGAGCCGGCUGAUUGGACGAGCAGGAGGGAAGAGAACAGACAG